AUGUCGAAGUACGAUCGAAGGAGAGUCAACGCGCCUCCAAGCUAUGUGCCGCUCUACGAGGGCACCGGUGCAUCCUCCACAGCUUCCGGCUCGGGCACCGUAGCAACCACAUCACAACAACGACCGGACAAGCGGGCCUACGCAGAAAUGCGACCCAUCUUCCUGCAGACGAACCUGGUGCCCUCCGCCUCAGGUAGCUCGUACGUCGAGAUUGGCGAUCUUAAGCUGGCGUGCUCCGUGUUCGGCCCUCGCCAGGUGAAAGGACGACAGUACAGCGGCAAAGCAGAGCUCAACGUCGAGGUCAAAUUUGCGCCGUUCUCGUCCAGGAGAAGGCGGAGACCCGGGAAGACCACCGAGAGCGCCCACCUCUCGGGCCUCCUCCAUCAAGCGCUCCUCCCAUCUCUUCGGCUUGAUCUUCUCCCGAAAGCAUCGCUCGACAUCCACAUCAUGGUUCUUCAAACGGAUGGCUUGGAAGAGUCAUGCAUCGCGGCAGCCUGCAUCGCUGCCACCACCGCGCUUGCCUCCGCCGGCAUCGAAAUGUACGGUCUCGUCGUCGGGACUGUCGCUCUGGUUCCUUCCACUGCUGUCAAUGUGUCCGCCGACAAGCGCGUGCUUCUCGACCCAAGUUCGGCGGAUCUGGGCCUCGUGUCGGGGAUGAAGACAGCAACGAGGGUGCUGAUGUGCGGCAUGCCCGCGUUGGCGUCCGUGACUUGCUUGAACGUCUCUGCCGGGUCGAAUCAGCAAGCUGCGAAAGAGGGACAAGUCAAUGUAGAGACCGGAGCAGGGAUUGAGGCGGAGCUGUUGGACCAAGCGCUCGAGGCGGCCAAUGCAAGCUUGGUCGACAUUCACAAGGUUGUGGCGCAGGCGUUGGCGGAGGACUUUCAAAGGCGGACGGCUUUGACGAGCUCGGCUGGUCAGAACUGA
Messenger RNA from Kalmanozyma brasiliensis GHG001, 924 nucleotides. Its product is annotated as Exoribonuclease, phosphorolytic domain 1. NCBI's taxonomy places the organism in Eukaryota, Fungi, Basidiomycota, Ustilaginomycetes, Ustilaginales. Gene Ontology annotation, biological process: U4 snRNA 3'-end processing; poly(A)-dependent snoRNA 3'-end processing; rRNA catabolic process. Gene Ontology annotation, cellular component: cytoplasmic exosome (RNase complex); nucleolus; nuclear exosome (RNase complex). Bases 1 to 924 code for a protein of 307 amino acids. The transcript has a single exon. The record is from RefSeq and is a predicted model, not a curated record.